UUUCUAGGUUACUUUUAACACUUUUAAACGAGUUUCUGCUGUGUCUUGUUGCCGCGGUGCAUUCUGGAAGUAGUCGAAUGAUUCAAGAUGGCGGCGAGCAGGAGACUGCACAAGGAGCUUGAAGAAAUUCGCAAAUCUGGAAUGAAAAACUUCCGGAAUAUUCAAGUCGAUGAAUCGAAUAUAUUGACAUGGCAAGGGCUCAUUGUUCCAGAUAACCCUCCAUAUGACAAAGGGGCGUUCAGGAUCGAGAUCAGUUUCCCUGCGGAAUACCCUUUCAAGCCCCCGAAGAUCACUUUCAAGACGAAGAUCUACCACCCAAACAUUGACGAGAAAGGGCAGGUCUGUCUGCCUGUAAUUAGCGCAGAGAACUGGAAACCAGCCACCAAAACUGACCAAGUUAUUCAGUCGCUCAUCGCGCUGGUGAAUGACCCACAGCCAGAACAUCCCCUGAGGGCCGACUUAGCAGAAGAAUACUCAAAGGACCGUAAAAAAUUCUUUAAGAACGCAGAAGAGUUUACAAAGAAACACGGUGAAAAGCGGCCAGUGGACUAAUGACACCUGACAAGUGUGUAGCCCCACUCCUCCCAAACAUCAAUCCUGCUCUACCCGCCUCCUCUUUCCUCCCUUUCCUCUCUUUCUUCCUCCAUCUCUUUCUCACUACACGCAUCGUCCUAGUCCAGCUGGAGAAUCCCAUCGCGCCGCCGCUGCAGCCUCCGUCGUAAAGCGGGUCUCCGUGUGGAUCCAUCACCAGACUCUGUGCCUGGUGUUAGCUUGAAGCCUUUAGGAAAAUUCUGGAUUUGGUCUUCUUCUUUUUUUCUCUCUCUUUUUUUUUUUAAAAGCUUGUUAAGGAAAACUGGUCAAGAAAUUGUAACGUGGUAUCUCAGUAUGCUGUCCUGAGUGAAUUGAUCCUUGCUCCUUGCAUCAAUAUGCACUUCUUUAAUCUCUUUAAUCUGGAGUAAGGUUUAUUCAAAAAAUUAUUCUACAAAAAAAAAUGUGUGAAAUGUCAUUUAUCGUUUUGUUUCCAUUUUGCUCAUUUAUUUGCAAAAAAAAAAACGUUUAAUCCAAGGUGAUGGAGGUUAAACAGUUUGGAGGUAGGAGUGUGCUGGUAAUUUUCUUCAUCUUCUCUUUUUAUUUUCACUGUGUCCUGUGGGACGGCGUCCUAUCUGCUCCUAACACACCAUAGAUUUGCAGAUGCACUGAUUAGUCAACAACGAACCUAGACACUGAUAUUGUUAGCAUUUUUCACACAUGAAGAAAGAAAGGAAUACAAUUCUUGUGAAAGAAAUUUUUAUGGUGAUGUCUAAUUUUAAAGCCACCUUUAUUUUAAAAGUUUCACAGAGAGAGAGAGAGAUCUUGUGUUUUUGUUCAUUGUUUGGGUUUAGGGUAUAAAAAAAAAAAUGGAAAUGGUGCCUCCAGACCGAGAGCGUUUAUUUUUGUUUAUUCAGAAUAAAGAUUAGUCGGCACCUCUUUAGAAUCGUA
Messenger RNA from Hemibagrus wyckioides, 1479 nucleotides. It is a transcript of the gene ube2l3b, whose product is annotated as ubiquitin-conjugating enzyme E2L 3b. The record is from RefSeq and is a predicted model, not a curated record. The transcript has 4 exons. NCBI's taxonomy places the organism in Eukaryota, Metazoa, Chordata, Actinopteri, Siluriformes, Bagridae. Bases 88 to 552 code for a protein of 154 amino acids.